GCCCGGCCGCGCCCCCCGGGCCCGCGGCGCUGCCCGCGGCCCCCGGCGCGCCCCCGGCCCUGCCCUCACCGGCGGCGAGCGUCGGGGCGGCACCGGCACCGACGGCGGCGCCGGGGCCACCGACAGCGUCGGCGGGCGGAGGAAGCGGCGCGGGCGGUGGCGGGGCCGGUCCCGGCUCGGCCCGCGAGGGUUGGCUCUUCAAGUGGACCAACUACAUCAAGGGAUACCAGCGCCGCUGGUUCGUGCUCAGCAAUGGGCUGCUCAGCUACUACCGAUCCAAGGCGGAGAUGGGCCACACGUGCCGCGGCACCAUCAACCUGGCCACGGCCAACAUCACCGUGGAGGAUUCCUGCAAUUUCAUCAUCUCGAACGGCGGAGCCCAGACCUACCACCUCAAGGCCAGCUCCGAGGUGGAGCGGCAGCGCUGGGUCACCGCCCUGGAGCUCGCCAAGGCCAAGGCUGUCAAGAUGCUGGAGGAAUCAGACGACUCCGGCGAUGAGUCAGUGUCGCAGACGGACAAGACGGAGCUGCAGAAUACCCUGCGGAUUUUAUCCAGCAAAGUGGAGGACCUGAGCACCUGCAACGACCUGAUUGCCAAGCACGGCACAGCCCUGCAGCGCUCCCUCAGCGAGCUCGAGGCCCUGCGGCUCCCUCCCGACAGCACGGACAAGAUCAAGCAGGUCAACGAGCGGGCCACGCUCUUCCGCAUCACCUCCAACGCCAUGAUCAACGCCUGCCGGGAUUUCAUGCUCCUGGCACAAACUCACGGGAAGAAGUGGCAGAAGUCGCUGCAGCAGGAGCGGGAUCAGCGGAUCCGGCUGGAGGAGACGUUGGAGCAGCUAGCCAAGCAGCACAACCACCUGGAAAGGGCUUUCCGGGGGGCCACGGUGCUCCCCGCCAGCACGUCCGGCAGUGGAGGCUCUGGCAAAGAUCUGUGCUGCCCUGCCAAAGGUGACCUGAGUGAUGAAGAUGAUGACAACAAUGAGUUCUUUGAUGCCCCAGAGAUCUUCCCCAUGCCCGACAUGAUGGGCCACAAGAGAACUGGGAGCAACAUCAGUGGCACCAGCAGUGACAUCAGCCUGGAUGAGCAGUACAAGCACCAGGUUGAGGACACCAAGAAGGAGAAGAGAACCCGCAUUCCCUACAAACCCAACUACAGCCUCAACCUCUGGAGCAUCAUGAAGAACUGCAUCGGGAAGGAGCUCUCCAAGAUUCCCAUGCCAGUGAAUUUCAACGAGCCGCUGUCCAUGCUGCAGCGGCUGACGGAGGACCUGGAAUACCACGAGCUCCUGGAUCAGGCGGCGCGGUGCGAGAGCUCCCUGGAGCAGCUAUGCUACGUGGCCGCUUUCACCGUGUCCUCCUACUCCACCACCGUCUUCCGCACCAGCAAACCCUUCAACCCGCUCCUGGGGGAAACCUUCGAGCUGGAUCGCCUGGAGGAGAACGGAUACCGCUCCCUCUGCGAGCAGGUGAGCCACCACCCGCCGGCCGCCGCCCACCACGCCGACUCCAAGAACGGCUGGACGCUGCGCCAGGAAAUCAAAAUCACCAGCAAAUUCCGAGGGAAAUACCUCUCCAUCAUGCCUCUGGGUACCAUCCAUUGCGUCUUCCACUCCUCCGGCAACCACUACACGUGGAAAAAGGUGACGACCACCGUGCACAACAUCAUCGUGGGGAAGCUCUGGAUAGACCAGUCAGGUGAGAUCGAGAUUGUCAACCACAAGACAGGGGAUAAGUGCAUCCUCAAGUUCGUCCCUUACAGCUACUUCUCCCGAGAUGUGGCAAGGAAGGUGACCGGGGAGGUGAUGGACCCCUCAGGAAAGGUGCAUUUUGUCCUGCUGGGUACGUGGGAUGAGAAGAUGGAUUGCUACAAGGUCCAGCUGGGAACAGGGGACAACGGAGCCGAGGCGCGGCCACGAGCCCACGACGCCGAGGACAGCCGGGUGCUGCUGUGGAAGCGGAACCCGCUCCCGAAGCACGCAGAGAACAUGUACUACUUCUCGGAGCUGGCGCUGACCCUGAACGCGCCGGAGAACGGGACGGCCCCCACGGACAGCCGGUGGCGCCCGGACCAGCGCCUCAUGGAGAACGGCAGGUGGGACGAGGCCAACGUGGAGAAGCAGCGGCUGGAGGAGAAACAGCGGCUCUCCCGCAAGCGCCGCGAGGCCGAGGCCGCCCGCGCCACGGAGGACGGGACACCCUACGAUCCCUACAAACCGCUGUGGUUCGAGCGGAAGAAGGACCCGGUGACCCAGGAGCUGGCGCACGUCUACAAGGGGGGCUACUGGGAGAGCAAGGAGAAGCAGGACUGGAGCUUGUGCCCGGAUAUUUUCUGAGCCCAGCGAAGAGGAGGAGGAGGAGUGGCGGGGGGGAGGGAUGAAGGCCAGGACCCCCCCCGUCCAUCCGUCUGUCUUAACCGUGUGUCCCCGCGCCUCGCCGUGAGUGCCGGCCGGGCUUUGCCUUAGCCCACCCAAACUGACCUUGGGGAGCAGGAGCCAACACAGCCCCCCCCACCCAAAAUCCAUGCUGGAGCAGGAAGGGGGGUCCAUUUGUCCCACCCGCCUCCUCAGCACCCUGCGGUGGGGGGCACAGCCACCCCUGGGGUGGGGGCCCCGGGGAAGGUGCAGCGGGGCGAGCCCGAGGCUGGCCUUGGUCUCCCCCCUUCCCCUUUUAUUCCCGUUCCCCUUCGCCCCCAGGAGUUCGGGUGCUUUUGGGGUCCGGGGGGGGCCAGGCUCCCCCCCAGCCUGUUCUAUAGGUGUAUAUUAUAUAUAUGUAGAGAGCAAUCGAGGUCCCCUUCUCCCCCACAGCCCCCGGUUUGGGGAGUCCCCACCCUCCCCGGGGUGGCCCCCACACCUGGGGACCCCCCCAUGAGGUGCCUUCCCUGUAGGUUUAGGGCAGGGGGAGGGCCUGGGUUUUGGGGGGGUCUCUCUAGGGUGCAGUGGGACCCCUGCACCCCCAGACACUACAGGGGGGGGAGAUGCGCCAUGGGGGGAAUCUCUGCACCCCCGAACCUGAAAUUGGGGGCGUUUGAUGCCUUUUUAUUUUUUCUUUUUUUGGGUUGUUUUUUUUUUGUCUCUGGAAAAAUAACUAAAUUAAAAUCUGUGAAUG
Molecule: messenger RNA, 3108 nt
Organism: Oenanthe melanoleuca
Lineage: Eukaryota; Metazoa; Chordata; Aves; Passeriformes; Muscicapidae
Gene: OSBP
Product: oxysterol binding protein
Exons: 14
Coding region: 288-2336 (682 amino acids)
Cellular component (GO): cytosol; membrane; intracellular membrane-bounded organelle
Molecular function (GO): sterol binding
Source: RefSeq, a predicted model, not a curated record